Messenger RNA from Gongylonema pulchrum, 291 nucleotides. Lineage: Eukaryota; Metazoa; Nematoda; Chromadorea; Rhabditida; Gongylonematidae. The record is from the annotation of a GenBank genome assembly.
AUGGGUUCUUCGGUUGCGUACUGGAUCAAGCAGACAUUUCGGGAUGAAGAUUACAAAGUUGUGGUUGUUGAAAACAAUGAUAAAUUAAAAAUGCUUGGUUUUUAUGUUGUCCGGAACAGAGGCACUUUUUGGAAAGACAAUGAUCCACCGGAUGUGCAUUUUUUACCGAUGAGCUUUAUGUAUUUGGCAUGUACACCGGAAGAUGUCGAGCGAUUGAAAAGAAACUGGAAAGUACAGACGUUAGUUGCUAUAAAUUUUUUUUUUUUGCCAAUUUCAAGUACCAUUUUUUAA